Messenger RNA from Fonsecaea erecta, 2307 nucleotides. RefSeq lists its product as hypothetical. Gene Ontology annotation, cellular component: cytosol. The transcript has a single exon. NCBI's taxonomy places the organism in Eukaryota, Fungi, Ascomycota, Eurotiomycetes, Chaetothyriales, Herpotrichiellaceae. The record is from RefSeq and is a predicted model, not a curated record. Gene Ontology annotation, biological process: L-tryptophan biosynthetic process. The coding region runs from base 1 to 2307 and encodes 768 amino acids. Gene Ontology annotation, molecular function: indole-3-glycerol-phosphate synthase activity; anthranilate synthase activity; phosphoribosylanthranilate isomerase activity.
AUGGCACCCACUGCUCUGAUUGAUCAUUCUCCCCACCAACCCACGCCGGCUCAAAAGCUGCCCUCUGCGAACAACCUUGUCCUCAUUGACAAUUAUGACUCUUUCACCUGGAAUGUCUACCAGUACCUCGUCCUAGAAGGCGCCACCGUCACAGUCUACCGAAACGACAAAGUGACACUUGAAGAGCUUAUUGCCAAAAAGCCAACACAAUUGGUCAUCAGUCCUGGCCCAGGCCACCCUGACACGGACGCGGGUAUAAGUCAGGAGGCAAUCAAACACUUUGCGGGCAAAAUUCCAAUCCUCGGGGUGUGCAUGGGACAACAGUGUAUCAUCUCCGGUUUCGGUGGUGAAGUCGAUGUUACAGGAGAAAUACUCCACGGGAAGACCUCACCGCUGAGACAUGAUGGCAAAGGAUGUUAUACUACACUGGCACAAGACCUGCCCGUCACGAGAUACCAUUCGCUUGCGGGAACACAUCCGACCCUUCCAGAGUCGUUGGAGGUCUCAUCUUGGAUAGCCAAGGGCCCGGACGGGGGCAAGGGAGUGAUUAUGGGUGUCCGUCACAAGGAAUAUGUCAUCGAGGGGGUUCAGUUCCAUCCCGAAAGCAUUCUGACGGAGAAUGGUCGAGUCAUGUUUAAGAAUUUUUUGAAAAUGUCCGGCGGAAAGUGGUCGGAAAAUCCUCAGUAUGCUGUACCUGACGCUGAAGUCAAAGCCACCCUUAAUGGAGCAGCACACCCGAAGAAAGAAUCCAUCUUGGACAAGAUCUACGCCCACCGACGACAAGCUGUUGCCGCUCAGAAGCUCGUCCCGUCUCAGAGACCUCUGGAUCUCCAAGAUGCCUAUGACCUUGGUCUUGCUCCUCCACAGAUUUCCUUUCCUCAAAGGCUUCGGCAAUCCCCUUACCCGAUUGCCCUCCUAGCUGAGAUCAAAAGAGCCUCUCCUUCAAAAGGCAUUAUAUCCCUCGGGACGUGUGCACCGGCACAAGCACGAAAAUAUGCAACAGCCGGGGCCAGCGUCAUCUCUGUGUUGACAGAACCGGAAUGGUUCAAGGGAAGCCUCGAGGACAUGAGACUUGUCCGUCAGGCUCUCGAUAGCAUGCCCAACAGACCCGCCGUACUGCGUAAGGAAUUCAUCUUUGAUGAAUACCAAAUUCUAGAAGCACGAGUCGCGGGUGCUGAUACGGUUUUACUUAUUGUCAAGAUGCUCGAUGUGGAGACAUUGACGAGACUGUACCAUUAUUCGAGAUCAUUGGGGAUGGAGCCCCUGGUCGAAGUCAACACUGCAGAGGAGAUGAAAAUCGCAGUUGAACUAGGCGCCGAGGUUAUUGGCGUGAACAACCGCAAUCUCACAAAUUUCGAAGUUGACCUUGGAACGACAAGUCGUUUGAUGGAUCAAGUCCCGGCGUCCACAAUUGUGUGCGCUCUAAGUGGAAUAUUUGGGCCUCAAGAUGUGCAAGCGUACAAAAAGGACGGUGUCAAAGCAAUUCUGGUUGGCGAGGCCUUGAUGAGGGCACCGAAUCCGGUCGAAUUUAUUGCCACAUUGGUGGGAGAUCCAGAUAUGCCGCCAAAGAAGUCGACACGGCCCACACAGCUCUCAAUCAAAAUCUGCGGUACACGCACACCCCAGGACGCGAAAGUAGCGAUUGAAGCCGGCGCUGACCAAAUCGGCAUCAUUCUUGUGCCUGGCAGGAAACGGUACGUCUCAGAUGAUGUGGCGCAACAGAUAGCGAAGGUCGUGAAAGACACACCCCGUGCGGCGUCUUCCAAAUUCACCCAUGCAGUUGAAGGAGUCGGCAGUGCGGAUUUCUUCAGCUACACCUCCUCCCAGCUACUUAUUCGUCCCGACCGUGCGCUUCUUGUUGGUGUAUUCGUCGAUGCACCCCUUCCCCAGAUAAUCCAGCAAGUCCACCAAUUGGGUCUGGACGCGGUACAACUUCACGGCUCAGAACCACUGGAAUACGCGAGGCAGAUCCCGGUUCCUGUUCUGAAAGCGUUCUCUCCAAAAGAUUGUGGAAUCAACACGAGAGGCUAUCAUUCUUUACCGUUGUUGGAUGCUGGAGGGGGUGGAUCGGGAACGAGGGUCAAUCUCGACGAUGUGAAAAUGCUAUUCCAGAAAGAUGAUAGCCUCAAGGUGAUCCUGGCGGGAGGGCUCACCCCAGAGAAUGUACAGACGGUGCUGGAGGAACUAGGGGAAGAUUAUAUCGGCCAAAACGUAGUCGGCGUGGAUGUCAGUUCUGGUGUCGAGGUUGACGGACGCCGGAGUGCGGACAGAACGAGAGCGUUCAUAGAUUCUGUCAAGAGUCUGUAG